GCUGCAGAGCUAGGCGAGAUGGCGGCUACCGAGGGGGUCGGGCAGGCUGCGCAGGGCAGCGAGCCCAGUCAGCCGCCACCCCAGCCGCACCCACCGCCGUCACAGCAGCAGCAACAGCAGCACGAAGAAGAGAUGGCGGCCGAGGCUGAAGAAGCGGUGGCGUCUCCAAUGGACGAUGGGUUUCUGAGCCUGGACUCGCCCACCUAUGUCUUGUACAGGGACAGAGCAGAGUGGGCUGAUAUAGAUCCAGUGUCUCAGAAUGAUGGCCCCAAUCCAGUGGUCCAGAUCAUUUAUAGUGAAAAAUUUAGAGAUGUUUAUGAUUACUUCCGGGCUGUUCUGCAGCGUGAUGAAAGAAGUGAACGGGCUUUUAAACUAACCCGAGAUGCUAUUGAGUUAAAUGCAGCCAAUUACACAGUGUGGCAUUUUCGGAGAGUUCUCUUAAAGUCACUUCAAAAGGAUCUACAUGAGGAAAUGAACUACAUCACUGCAAUAAUUGAGGAACAACCCAAAAACUAUCAAGUUUGGCAUCAUAGGCGAGUUUUAGUGGAAUGGCUGAAAGAUCCAUCUCAGGAGCUUGAGUUUAUUGCUGAUAUUCUUAAUCAGGAUGCAAAGAAUUACCAUGCCUGGCAGCAUCGACAGUGGGUUAUUCAGGAAUUUAAACUUUGGGAUAAUGAACUGCAGUAUGUAGACCAACUUCUCAAAGAAGACGUGAGAAAUAACUCUGUCUGGAACCAAAGAUACUUUGUAAUUUCUAACACCACUGGCUACAAUGAUCCUGUUGUAUUGGAGAGAGAAGUCCAGUAUACUCUGGAAAUGAUCAAACUAGUACCACAUAAUGAAAGUGCAUGGAACUAUUUGAAAGGGAUUUUGCAGGAUCGUGGACUUUCCAAAUAUCCCAAUCUAUUGAAUCAAUUACUUGAUUUACAACCAGGUCACAGUUCUCCCUACCUAAUUGCCUUUCUUGUCGAUAUCUAUGAAGACAUGCUAGAAAACCAAUGUGACAACAAGGAAGACAUUCUUAACAAAGCAUUAGAGUUAUGUGAAAUCCUAGCUAAAGAAAAGGACACUAUAAGAAAAGAAUAUUGGAGAUACAUCGGAAGAUCCCUUCAGAGCAAACAUAGCACAGAAAGUGAUCAGCCAACAAAUGCACAGCAAUAACACCAUCCAGAAGAACUUGAUGGAAUGCCUUUAUUUUUUUAAGGGACUCCAAUGAGGAGUUUAAAACUAGAGUGAUCAUUCCCUUUGCCUGUGUUG
This is a messenger RNA of Orycteropus afer afer, 1254 nucleotides long. RefSeq names its product farnesyltransferase, CAAX box, alpha (gene FNTA). NCBI's taxonomy places the organism in Eukaryota, Metazoa, Chordata, Mammalia, Tubulidentata, Orycteropodidae. Gene Ontology annotation, cellular component: CAAX-protein geranylgeranyltransferase complex; cytoplasm; protein farnesyltransferase complex. The record is from RefSeq and is a predicted model, not a curated record. Gene Ontology annotation, biological process: protein farnesylation; protein geranylgeranylation. Gene Ontology annotation, molecular function: protein farnesyltransferase activity; CAAX-protein geranylgeranyltransferase activity.